Messenger RNA from Eimeria maxima, 2658 nucleotides. RefSeq names its product DNA-directed RNA polymerase alpha chain, putative. Lineage: Eukaryota; Apicomplexa; Conoidasida; Eucoccidiorida; Eimeriidae. The record is from RefSeq and is a predicted model, not a curated record. Bases 1 to 2658 code for a protein of 885 amino acids. The transcript has 9 exons.
AUGCAGGGGGACCCUCUAAACGGGGGGCCCCUCCGUCAUAGACAGGCUACAGCACCAAGGCAGGGGGCCCCUCGCAAGUUCUUUAGGGGGGCCCCUUGUUUUUCAUACAACAGGGGGGCCCCUGAGUUUGCCUUUAUCGUAGGGGCCCCCCGUGCACCUUUAAGUGCCCCCUUCCCAGCAGCAGCAAGGGGCCCCCAACUGUCUCCUCGUGGCCCCCAGCAGCAGCAAUGGGACCUUCAUGGUGUCUCCGAUGCCAGCUCAUCGACUGCAGCACGCGCAGAAGCAGGAGGGGCUGCAGCAGGAGAAGAAGUAGCAGGAGGAGCUGCAGCAGACCCACCAGCAGAAGCAGCAGCAGCAGAAGCAGCAGCAGCAGCAGCAGCAGAAGAAGAACAGAGGGAGAUAGCUAUAAGCCUAGCUCGUGUGGCAUCAGCUACUGCAUUAGCAGAAGCAACAGCAAAAGAGCGGGAAGCAGCAGCAGCUGCUGUAGUAUCAGCAGCAGCAGCAGCAGCAGAAGCAGCAGGGACACAACGCCCUUCUCCUAUGCAAGCAGAUCUACCAGGAGACAGUCUCCUUAGGAGACAGUACCCUUCCUUUGAGGACCCCGCUACUAAGUUACCACCAAGGGGCCUCGGGGCCCUCCCGCAAGACCCUUAUAUGGGUACCUCCUUGGGGGGCCCCCCUAUAAGUGCAUCACCAGGAGGAGUAGGUGGGGGUGCAGUAGCCGAGUUGGGGGGCCCCGAUGCUGGUAUAGCUGCUCUAGGUAGGGGGGCCCCUAUAAGGGAUGCAUUAGGCACCAAUGCAGCAGCAGCAGAAGCAGCAGCAGAAGAAGAAAGAAAAUUUGUUGAGGCAAGAUGGAUGCAGAGACUAGCGGAGACACAUAAGUUAAUGGAGAAACAUAAGGAGACACAGAGACAGCAACAAGAAAAAAGAUUACUUGCUAUGCCUCUUCCUCCUUGGGUAUAUUCAGUAGAUAAAAUAGAGAUAAAUGCCCCUUCUCCUCUUUAUUAUGAUUAUACAACUUAUAGGCCUUAUCUAUAUAAAUACGCAGAGGAUACUAAAGGUCAAGUUAGCUGCAGCGAGGUUCAGCUGAAUGCAUCUACUGGUGUAUUAGAGGAGACACCUAUUCCUGCUGACCGCACUAGCAGCAGCAGCAGCGAGGAGGAGGAGCAGCAGCAGCGUGAUGUAACUGCCCUCAAGAUUGAGCAUCUUGAUUCUUAUGAUGACGCCCCUACUAUACCUCCUCCUCCUCCUAGCGAAAUACCUCUAGCCUUCUUAGAGGAGCACAUACAGCAGGAGCAGCAGCUGCAGCAGCAGCAGCAGCAACAGCAGCAGCAGCAGCAGCAGCAGCAGAAUGCAAACAAUGACGGAUCUCCGCAGCAUGAGAUUACUAAAGAGGAGAAAGAAGAACAAGAAAAGAAGAAGGAGGAAUUACGACAAAAAUUACUGCAGCAGCAGCAGCAGCAACACCUAAAAGAGGACGAGGAGGAGGAAGAGGAAGAAGAAGAAGAGGAAGAAGAAUUAGUACUAUGUGACCCCUCAAAAACAACAGCAGCAGGAGCAGCAACAGCAACAGCAGCAGCAGCAGCAGCAGCAGCAGCAGCAGCACCUAAGGGUACAUUUGAGAAUCCAUGGGUAGGAUCUUUAUCAGUAAAAGGACCUAUAGCAGCAGUAGCAGGAGAUAUAAUAUUACCUAAAGAAUUAGAGAUAAUAAAUAAGACAGCAGCCACAGCAGAGGGAGACAUGUAUGUAUACAACAAAAGGAUAAAAACAGCAACAGCAUCAAGGGACAACAACAAACAACAGAUAACAAUGCAGCAACAACAACAGCAGACUCUACAGCAGCAACAGCAGCAACAGCAGCAGGAGAAGGAGGACGAGAAGAAGAGGAAGAAAGAAGAGUUCGCGGAUCCAGAUAUGUACCAAGAUAAACAUAGGUAUACGGGUGUACCAUGGAACCCUUAUAAGGAUUCCCUUGCUCGUACAAUUGAUCGUCAUAAGAAUUUCUUUAGGAAAGAUAUGUUAAGACAAUAUAGUCCUGUUAAGGAACAACUUCUUUAUAGGAGAGAACUCUAUGGAGACACCCCACAAGCUCAACAGCAGACCACUGGACCACUUGCACAACAGACCACUGGACCACCAGCACAGCAGCAAACCCCUGGAGUAUCCGCUUCUUCAGGUACCCCUGGGGCCCCCUCAUCUUCUUUGGGUACCACGGGAACCUCCUUCUUACGUCCCUAUGGGGCCCCCUCCUCUCCAGGCGUCCCUAGGGCCCCUCCCGCUUCCGGUACCGCUGGGGCUCCCUCAUCCUUGGUACCCCCUGGGGCCCCCCCAUCGUUGGGGCCCCCUGUACCUGGUGAUGUUAUGGCAACUACUGCAGAGGAGCAGCAACGUUUAUUAGAUGAAGAAGAAUUAGAGGAUGAAUUAGUCCAACGUAGCCCAAUGAUAAGACAAGAGAGAGAAAGGGAGUACCAAGCAACAAUAAAAUUAAAAGAAGAUAUAGAAGAAGGGAAGAAAAUACAAGAAAGAGGAGACGGAGAAGGAAUGCCUAAAUUCCCUUAUAAGCAUGGAGGUAUGGAGAUGCCCCCUGAUUGGGUAUUUGAUGAUUUUAUUGCACAAAGAGUACCUAUUGGAUUACCAACUGCAUUCUCUGAUGAUUAA